AGCGCUACACCCGUCGGUGUGUCAGACACGGAUCCACCAGAAGUUUUGCGCCUGACCUCGAUCAUCUCGCCCAGAGUAUCAAAUCUGCGCCAAAACCCGACAAGUUUACGGUUCUUCUGGGUUAUGGAACUGGAUAAAAUGGACGAAAACGACUGGAAAUAUCACGGGGAGGGGAACAAGAGCCUGGUCGUGUCUCAUUUGCAGCACUGUCGAGUUCUCCGUCUGUUAAAGUUUCCCUCUGAAGACUCCGCACACACACGACAGACCGCAGAACAAGCUUUUCGACACAUCCUCAACAUUGUGGAUUAUAGUAAAUAUGUCAUGAAGCCUUUGCUGGGGGAGGAAUACGUUCACAGUGGAGAGGUUGUCAAACUACCGCUGGACUUUGUGAGACAGCUAUCGCUGAAGGUCCAACAAGAACGACCUGAACUGCGCUGUGACAAGGUCAUGGACACAUUCAGCGGGUGUGGUUUAUGCCUUCCCAACCUGACCCAACUCCCCCUCCACCACCUCAGAGACCACAGACCGCCAAUAUGCGUCGAAAUAAAGCCAAAAUGUGGAUUUCUACCCUUUUCAAGACACAUAACCAAGGAAUGCAAACGCAAGGUUUGCAGAUUCUGCAUGCAUCAGCAUUACAAGUUAGCCAAUGGGAAGUGGAAGCGAUUGAGCAGAUAUUGCCCCCUGGAUCUCUUCUCGGGGAGCAAACAGCGAAUGUACGUUGCUUUGAAGAAUCUGUUAGAGGAACCACAAAACAACUUGAAAAUCUUUAAGGGCGGAGAGUUGAUAUUUAGUUGUAAAGAUGACGCCAAGCAGCAACCCGACUUGAAUGAUCUCAUUCAGCACCUUCGGCCUUAUUUCCCCCAUAGUAAUGGCCUCUAUAAUGGCCACCAGCCUGGCAAAGCCGUCCUCAAUGAUUUCAUUCAGGUGAUCUGCUCCUCCCUGCUCAGCGGCGGGGACUCGAAUCGCUCGGGAGAGCCCAGGAAGAUGCACCUAUCCGAAAGCAGGCCGCACUGUGAUGCAAGUCCCUUCCCAAGAGACCUGCUCCGCAACGGUAACCAUGGCCUCCCUAAAGACAGUGUCCUUUCAAAAAUCCUCCAAGUUCAGAUGCUGGAUAACCUGGAUAUUGAAGGAAUCUACCCUCUGUACAAACGUGUGGAGCAGUAUCUAGAAGAGUUCCCGAAAGAAAGAAACCGACUGCAGAUAGAUGGGCCUUAUAAUGAGAGUUUCAUGGACACACUUAAAAACUGUCCUACUGAGGAUGACGGCUCUGUAGAAUAUGCAGUUGGGAAGGUUCAUCAGUAUAGAGUUGCAAUGACCGCCAAAGACUGCUCAAUCAUGAUCGCGUUUGCACCAUGCGAUGAAGACGAGGAACACCAGUUGAAUUUGGAGAAGCCUCGUUUUACGUAUUCCGUCUCCAUCCUUGAUCUAGACCCCAAACCAUAUGAAGGCAUCCCUCACCAGUUCAAGCUGGACACCAAAAUCGUCAACUACUACCUGCGGAGCACGCAAGCUCCGCCCCCCUCCAGCCUAUAUAAGGAAAGGCAGGAGUGCACGCUGCUCUUCCAUGCUGUAUGAGACACCUCCACGAGUGCUGCUUGGGAAAUACGUAGAAGAGAAGUUGAAAUAGUGAAUAGUUUUGUUCUUUUUGUUUGCUAGUUUGUCUAGCUGUUUGCCCUCCCACUAUGUUCUGCGACGUGAAGUUGGCAGCGACGGCGGCAUUUGUGGGCUGUUGCUGGGACGACCUUUUGUUUUUCUUUUUAGAUGGUGAUGUUCUCACUGGGGCUGGUCUCCUAAAGCACAGAAUACCUGAAUGAGUCAGUCAUUGGCUGUAAAAAGGGAGGACAAGGAGGUUGUGUGUGUGCGCGCGUGUGUUUUUGUGCAGUGCUGUUGGGUGUUUCUCUCACACAGCAGCGCUACUGUGGUUUCCAAGUGCCAAAAGUGGCUUACAGCGAUUUUCCCUAAUGAACGUUUUACCGUGCAUCAGCUUGGCCGUGUCGGCAGUCGCUGUACAGGCAGUUCAAACACAGACAAGUACUUGAGUUUUUAGCAAAACUACAUCAAUAGAGCUCCUCAAACCACUGACCCAUGGUGAGCUACAGUAGCAGAAGUUAUACUGACGAGCACAGACCUGUUGCAUGCUAGUGAAUGCGGUUGCGCUAACACUGUCACUACCCAGAAGAUUAGCUUUUAUGAAUUAGAAGACAAAACUAAUGAUAUUACUCACUAAUAAAAGUGUAUUUUUAUAAAGCACGCUUGCCUUGCGUAACAGUCUACCACCAUAUACAAAUCGAAGUGUCUUAUUAAAGAUUAGUUUGCACUAAAUAAACAUUUGGCCAUUGUUUACUCACCCUCAUGUAACUGCAAAUCUAAUCAAAAUGGCUGAAGAAACUUUAUGCAGCUCGGCAGUUCAUUCUAACUUGGUGUUUUGUCUGAAUUGGACAAAACACUGUUGGGUGUUGAGCAUGUAGUAACUGAACGAACGACAUUUUUGAACGCAAAUUUCAAAUUUUAAGUGCGUUGUUCACUCAAUACUUGUAGAAGACUUGAAAUAUAGUGCACGAGUUGUAUGGACUACAUUUAUGGUGCUUUUCAUUGGAACUUCAAACAUGUGGAAAAACCUCAGUUUACCGACAUGAAGGUGUGUAAAUAAUGAUUGAAUUUUCAUUUUUGGAUGAACUACUUCUUUAAAGCUAGUCUAUCAUCUCAAACACCACUAUUUUUUUCCCGGAAAAACUGUAAAAUGCAAAAUCAGCUGUGCCUGUCCAUCUACAUCUGCUCUGUCUUUGAGUUUGACAUUAAUACGCUUAGUUGUCAUCUGUUUUGAAAUCGCAGACUAGAAAACAACCAGAGGAAUUCAAUCCCAGCAGCUUAAACACUACUACAGCUAUGUUUGGCCUGAGUUUUAAAGGCCAUAAUUGUUUGCAGAGCCAGACGUAUUUCAUAAGACGGCCAAAGAUGGACAGCAUGGCAGUUAUUGUUAGCACAAUACACAAGGUGAUCCAGCAGUUUUUCAGAAAAGCAGUAUAUUGCUGUGCCACAGAUAUGGCGGUGUUGAUUUAACGUUGUGUGCAUGUUUGGCGCCUUUUACCGAAAAACCAUCCACAGUGAGACUGUUGAUGCAAAUUUUACUGUGCGACUUCAACACUAAAGAUGGCACCUCAUGGUUGCCAUUUUCUCGUCAUGGGGAAUAUUACUGUUACAAAAUACUGUGGCGUGAGUGAUACUCAUGCUUCUGUUUACCUCUUUUACCGUGAUGUUGACUGCGUCGGCUUGCUUAACUCAAAGCCGUCAGUGCAGUUCUCAUCAGGUGAAAAGUGUUUGAGUUUUACAUGGAUGAACAUUCAACAAUGCCAAACUGUGUUCACACUCCCUUUUGUCUUAAUGUGAACUGGUGUCAACAGAAGUAUUAUUCGCCUUACUCAUGAGUGAAUGCGCUUUCAUUGUCCGACCGAUGGCGUUUGUUUGACUGUCAUGUUGCUCAGUUUUGAUGUGUUAUGAUGUAUCUGAUUAAGUGCAGUUUCUCCACACCAGACAUUGCUGUAUUCGCCUUAGGUUUAACAACAUCUUCCCCUUUUGAACCACUGAACCAGAGAUAUUACGAGUCUGAGGUGGUGAAAUUGUGUUAUUCUAAUAAAAUAAAGAACUGUAAUCCCUAUGUAAGAUAGAAAUGGAAAUUAAUUCUAUUAAGCAAGAAGAGAAAGGAAGAUCACAGUUUCUGUGAUGAAAUCUAAUGUUAAAAUUUAACUAUUUGAAAAUACAAAGUGGAUUUUGCUGUCAGACAUUUUGUAUUUAAAAUUAUUUAUUUUUCUAGCUCUUGUCUAAUGAUGUAUAUUUCCAUACAGUGGGCAUAUCAUGUGUAAAAAUGAUUGACACAGAUGGCAUCAAUAUGUAGUUCCUAACGGGUGAUUGUACAGGUGUUUAUAUGAAAUAAAAUGAUUAGAUAUGAAGUUCUGAUGACACGAA
Molecule: messenger RNA, 3963 nt
Organism: Megalobrama amblycephala (Wuchang bream)
Lineage: Eukaryota; Metazoa; Chordata; Actinopteri; Cypriniformes; Xenocyprididae
Gene: ippk
Product: inositol 1,3,4,5,6-pentakisphosphate 2-kinase
Exons: 13
Coding region: 124-1575 (483 amino acids)
Biological process (GO): inositol phosphate biosynthetic process
Cellular component (GO): nucleus
Molecular function (GO): inositol-1,3,4,5,6-pentakisphosphate 2-kinase activity; ATP binding
Source: RefSeq, a predicted model, not a curated record